CGGCUGGCCUUACGUGCGCGUGCGCGCGGCCCCCCCCGGCAGUGGCUGUGAGGGAGCGAGGCAGACGAUGGCGGGCGCCUCUCUGUGGAAAGGCCUGGUCGGCGUCGGACUCUUCGCCUUGGCGCACGCGGCCUUCUCCGCUGCGCAGCAUCGCUCCUACAUGAGAUUAACGGAAAAAGAAGAUGAAACUUUGCCAAUAGAUAUAGUUCUUCAAACACUGCUGGCCUUUGCUGUCACCUGUUACGGCAUAGUACAUAUUGCCGGGGAAUUUAAAGACAUGGAUGCUACUUCCAAGCUGAAGAAUAAGUCAUUUGACACCUUAAGGAACCAUCCCUCCUUCUACUUAUUUAAUCACCGGGGCAGAGUCUUAUUCCAGUCCCCAGACAUGGUCCAUUCUUCCUCCAGCAGAGAUGCUUUGUCAUCUAGCGCAUCGCUGAAGUUGCGGAAAUUUGAACCUCUUCGCCGUUAAAAGAUUUUUUUUUUUACAGAUUCUUCUAAAAAUACAACAGGACACUGAGCUAUAACAUUGGAGUUGGGGAUGUAAACACGUUUAUUUCAUUUCUGGAGCAGUAUUUAUAUUGAUCAUCCAGACUCUCUCUCUCUCUCUCCAGACUAUCUAUCUAUCUAUCUAUCUAUCUAUCUAUCUACUGUAUCUAUGUAUAUAUAUGUGUAUAUGGACCUUCUCCGAACACUGUUAACGACAAUGGCUGAAUUUUGAAUUGGCAAAACAGUGUCAAUUGAGCUAUAACAUUGGAGUUGGGGAUGUAAACACGUUUAUUUCAUUUCUGGA
Molecule: messenger RNA, 790 nt
Organism: Zootoca vivipara (common lizard)
Lineage: Eukaryota; Metazoa; Chordata; Lepidosauria; Squamata; Lacertidae
Source: RefSeq, a predicted model, not a curated record